AUGGACCCCGUCUUGGCCAGAAGAUUGGCAGACAUGGAAGCCAUCAUUCAACGAAUCCCAGGAGUCCCGGCCCCGAUCAAGAAGAGUGCAGAGAGUUGCUACGCUGACUCUCCGUUCGUGGAUGAGAUAGCCUUGGUGGAAAUGCCCAGAAAGUUUAGCUUUCCACAUAUGAAAAUGUUCGACGGCGCAUCCGAUCCAGAUGACCAUAUAGCUCAAUACCGCCAAAGAAUGUUCACCGUGGCUAUCCCUCGUGACAUGAUGGGAGGCAUGCAUUAUGCAAGUAGCAGGAAAUUGGAGAAGAUCUCGGAGGACUUGUACGCCGUUGUCCAAAUGCAUGGAGAACCACUUCGAGACUACAUUGGACGUUUCAACAAGGAGAAGGUGUCAAUCACCAACUGUAGCGAGCAAACCGCUGUCACCGCUUUUCGCAAGGGACUAUUGCCCAGCUCGGAUCUUUAUAAAACUCUCACCAAGUAUCCGUGCAAGAUCAUGGAGGACGUGCUGAUUCAGGCGUGGGCACAGAUUAAGUGGGAGGAAGACCAAUACAACAUGCAGAGGGCCUUCCCACCUAGUCGACCCGAAAGAGACCACCGGGUAGACAGGAGGUCAGGUCGUGACAGACGUGCUGAACCGUAUCCACCUUAUCGACAAAGCGGAGGAAGGGAUGAGUACGAUAGGGCACCCGACACACGCCCCCGCGAGAAAGCAAAGAUUCCAGAGUAUGCCCUAUCCAUCUCCCCCGCCGAAGCAGUUGAAGCACUAAAGAAUCUGGGCAACAAGGUCAAAUGGCCAGAAAGGAUGAGGGCCCCAGCUGACCAGAGGGACAGGUCCAAGUGGUGUGAGUUCCAUGCAGACCAUGGGCAUCGGACAGAGGAUUGCAUCGCCCUCAGAUUGGAAGUGGCCCACCUACUAAAUCAAAGCCACCUCACCGAUUACCUAACCGAAAAGGGCAAGCUUACCCUACAACAAGGAAGGGAUAGACAAGAGAAACACAGAGACGACAGCCCACCAGACCCGCCACACCAUGAGAGAACUGUGAACGUGAUAUCCGGAGGCUCCGAAGUCAGCGGAAUCACCCACUCAGCCGCCAAGAGACACGCCAGACAAGCUAGAUCAAGCAAAUCUGGGGCUCUGCCUUCCGGCAAAGCUGGACCAACGGAUCCAACCCUAACAAUCAGCUUUGCAACAUCCGAAUCAGACAAGCUUCUACACCCCCAUCAUGAUGCUUUAGUUAUUUCCAUUUAUAUUGCUAAUUGUUUAACAAAGCGUGUGCUAAUAGACAAUGGUAGCUCUACCAAUAUUUUGUUUUGCAGUGCAUACAGGGAGAUGGGUUUGGACGAGUCCAAACUAAUCAAGAAAGCGGCCGUACUCGUUGGCUUCAGUGGCGAGAGUACGACUAUUGUAGGGGAGAUCGAUCUUCCCAUCUACGCAGAGGGAGUCAACCUUUCAACUAGGUUUCUCGUGGUAGACGCCCCGUCAGCAUACAAUGUCAUCCUAGGCCGUCCAUGGAUCCACGGAAUGGAAGCAGUACCAUCCACCUAUCAUCAAGUCAUACGAUUCCCAACCAAGUGGGGAGUUAAGGAGAUCAAGGGAGAGCAGAAGGACUCCAGGGCGUGCUACCAAACCACUAUGAAAGCGAAAAGCCCGUCCUUAUAG
Salvia miltiorrhiza (redroot sage) is the source of this 1656-nucleotide messenger RNA. RefSeq lists its product as uncharacterized. Lineage: Eukaryota; Viridiplantae; Streptophyta; Magnoliopsida; Lamiales; Lamiaceae. Bases 1 to 1656 code for a protein of 551 amino acids. The transcript is spliced from 2 exons. The record is from RefSeq and is a predicted model, not a curated record.